Messenger RNA from Plasmodium berghei ANKA, 3900 nucleotides. Its product is annotated as ATP-dependent 6-phosphofructokinase, putative. NCBI's taxonomy places the organism in Eukaryota, Apicomplexa, Aconoidasida, Haemosporida, Plasmodiidae. Gene Ontology annotation, molecular function: ATP binding; diphosphate-fructose-6-phosphate 1-phosphotransferase activity; 6-phosphofructokinase activity. The record is from RefSeq and is a predicted model, not a curated record. Gene Ontology annotation, biological process: glycolytic process; response to glucose; fructose 6-phosphate metabolic process. Gene Ontology annotation, cellular component: 6-phosphofructokinase complex; cytosol. The coding region runs from base 1 to 3900 and encodes 1299 amino acids. The transcript has a single exon.
AUGGAAAAAAAUAAAGAGAAAGAAAGUAACCCUAUUCAAGGUAAAGACACAGAAAUGUUAAAUUGUUUGAUGCAAAAAUUAACUUCUAAAAAUUUUUUAGAAGAAAAGGAAGGAAAAAAUCGAUUUUAUUUAGUAGAAAACAAAGAUGUAAAAAUAAAAAAAUUAAAAGAACAUGGGCAUUCAGCAUCCUUAAAUGAUAAUUUAAGUCCAUUACAAUAUGAAAGGAUAAAAUAUAAACCCACUUUACCUAAAGCCUUAGCAAGUGAAUAUCAAAUAUUAGAUGAGGAUUUUGGAGAUGAAUUUAUAAAUAAAAAAGAUUAUGAAGAAAUUAAAAAAUUCUUUAAAAGUAUAGAUAAUUUACCAAUGAUAAAUGUAAAAGAAACAAAUAACAAUGAAUUAUUUAAAGGUGGAAAUGUAUUAAAAAUUGGUAUUAUAUUAUCGGGGGGGCCAGCGCCAGGUGGUCAUAACGUUAUAUCAGGUAUUUAUGAUUAUGCAAAAAGAUAUAAUGAAGAAUCUCAAGUUAUUGGAUUUUUAGGAGGUAUAGAUGGUUUAUAUAGUAAAAAUUAUGUAACAAUAACAGAUAAUUUAAUGAACAAAUUUAGAAAUUUAGGUGGUUUUAAUAUGUUAUGGUCCGGUAGAGGUAAAGUUCGAAAUAAGGAUGAUUUACUAGCUAUUGAAAAUAUUGUUUUAAAAUUAAAAUUAAAUGGUUUAGUAAUUAUAGGAGGUGAUGGUUCAAAUAGUAAUGCAGCAUUAAUUGCAGAAUAUCUUAAAGAAAGAAAUAUUCCUAUUUCAGUUAUAGGUGUUCCCAAAACAAUUGAUGGUGAUUUAAAAAGUGAAUCUAUUGAAAUAAGUUUUGGAUUUGAUACAGCAACUAGAACCUAUUCAGAAAUAAUAGGAAAUUUAUGUACAGAUGUAAAAACAGGAAAUAAUGUUUAUCAUGUUGUUAGGGUUAUGGGUCGAUCUGCUUCACAUGUUGUGUUAGAAUGUGCAUUACAAACAAGACCAAAUAUUGUGUUAAUUGGUGAAGAAGUUGAAAAAGAUAAAGUACCAUUGAAAUCUAUUAUAAAUAAUAUUGUUAAUAUUAUAUUAAAACGACAUGAUUUAAAUAAAAAUUAUGGUGUUAUUUUGUUACCAGAAGGGUUAAUAGAAUUUAUACCAGAAAUAAAAAUAUUAAUAGAGGAAUUAAAUGUUAUUUUAAAAACAUCGAAUCCAUCUGAACCAUUUGAUGCAUCUAAGUUAAAAGAAUCUAAAGAUCUUUGGAAUUUUUUACCACAAAUAAUUAAGGAUCAAUUAUUAUUAGAUAGAGAAUCAACUGGUUAUAUACAAGUUGGAAAAGUAGCAACUGAAAGAUUAAUAAUAAAUUUAGUCGAAUCUGAAUUAGCUAAAUUAAAAAAUGUUAAUUUAAAUAUACAUUUUAUGGCUCAUUAUUUAGGAUAUGAAGGUAGAUGUGCAUUACCAUCAAAUUUUGAUUGCAACUAUUGUUAUUCGUUAGGAUAUAAUGCUGCAUUAUUAAUUGAUCAUAAAAAAACUGGUUAUAUGUCAAUAAUACGAAAUCUAAAAAAUUCAUAUGAAGAUUGGAUACCUGCUGGUAUUCCAUUUUUAAGAAUAAUGCAUGUAUGUAAAGACAAUUUUGGAAAAGAAUAUCCUGCCGUAAAAAAAUAUUUAGUAGAUUUAAAUAGUCCAUUAUUUAACGUUUUAACACAAGUUCGAAAAUUAUGGUCUUUAUACGAUUUAUAUAGAUCCCCUGGGCCAAUACAAUUUAAUGGCUAUUUAAGCAAUUCAAGAUGUUAUACUGUUAAGAUACCUGAAAAAGAUGAAUUAUUAUGUCAAAACUCUGACGAUUUAAAUAUAAUUAUUAAAUCAACAACUAAAGGAAGUAGUGAAAAAAAUGAGGAUAAUGUGGUUUCUGGAAGUUUAAACAAUGAAAAUAAAAAUAAUGAAAUACAACAUCAAUCAGGAUAUAAAUCUCUUGGCUGCAUGUCAGAGUUACAAACAUCACGUUUAUACAAUAAAUUAGAAUUACCCGAAUUAUGUUCAGAUUUAAAAGCAAAAGUGAGAGCAGGAAAACAAUAUAUAUCAAAUGAUCCAUAUACUCAAAAACAAAUAUUAUCAAAUUAUCCAAACAUGUCUUAUGAAAAUAAGUUUCAAAUUCAAGAAAUAUUUCAUGAUAAAUAUGCAACACCUAUAUCCUUUGAAAUAAAAAUAGGAAUUGUAUUUCUAUCGAGGCAGUCGCCAGGUGCUAUGAAUGUAUUAUGUGGCUUGUAUAGACGACUAAAAUUAUUAAAAGGUGUGUGCAUAGCAUUUUAUGGAUUAUAUGGAUUAUUAAGUAAUAAAUAUGUAAUAAUAAAUGAUGAAAAUAUAGCUAAACAUUUAAAUCAAGGAGGUUUAGAAUUAACAGGAAAUUCACCAGAACAUUCAUUAUUUGAUGAAGAGAAUAGAAAUAAAGUUUGUGAAACAGUAUCUAAGUUACAGUUGAAUGGCUUAGUAAUGCCGGGUUCAAAUGUGACAAUAACAGAAGCAGCAUUAUUAGCUGAAUACUUUUUAGAAAAAAAAAUUCAUACAUCUGUUGUUGGAAUACCAUUAACGGGUUCUAACAAUUUAAUUCAUGAAUUAAUUGAAACAUGUGUUGGUUUUGAUAGUAGUACUAAAGUUUAUGCAUCUUUAAUUGGUAAUGUCCUUACAGAUGCUGUUAGUAUGCCAAAGUAUUGGCAUUUUAUUCGAUUAAUGGGGCGCUCUCCAUCGCAUGAAGUGUUAGAAUGUGCAUUACAAACACACCCCAAUAUGGUGAUAAUAUCAGAAGAAUAUGGAGCAGCUGAUAAAACAUUAUGGAGAGUUGUUCAAGAUAUAGCUGAUGUAGUAUGUGCUAGAGCAGAACUAGGAAAAAAUUAUGGAACAGUUCUAAUUCCAGAUGCAUUAUUAAUGCAUCUACCACAUAUGAAAAUAUUAUUAACAGAAAUAAGUGAUAUAUUAAAUGAAGCAUCUGAAAAAGGAGAAUUAAUACAAGCAAGAAAUGAUUUAGUUAAUUUAUCAAAUGAAAAAAUUGAAAAAGAAUCACCAUGGAUAUCUAAAUUAACACCAUGGAGUUUGGCAUUGAUUAAGACAUUCCCACAAUUUAUAAUUAAAGAAUUAUUACAUGUUGAUUUAAGAUCUAUGCGUUUUGAAAAGUUAGAAACAGAACAAUUAUUAUUGCAAAUGGUUAAAGAAGAAUUACAUCAAAGAAAAGCGAAAGGAAAAUAUUCAGGAGUAUUUAUGGGAUUAACUCAUUUUUUUGGUUACCAAGGGCGUUCCUCAUUACCUUCCGAAUUUGAUUGUAAAUUAGCAUAUGCAUAUGGGCAUGCAGCUUCAAUUGUUAUAGAAAGUGGAUUAACUGGUUAUAUUGUAUCAAUUAGAGGUUUAUGUGGUAAUGUUAAUGAUUGGAAAUUAUUUGCAAUUCCAUUUAUUUCACUUAUGAAAAUAUUAUUAAGAGGUCAAGGAAGCAAAUCAUUAAAAAGUGCAUCUAAAGGGGACCUCCCAGUUAUUCCUAGUGCACCUGUUGAUUUAAAUGGAAAAGCCUAUAGAAGUUUAAAAAUUGCUUUACAAAAAUGGCAAAUGGAAGACAGUUCUUGUAAUCCUGGCCCCAUACAAUUUGAAGGGAAUGCAUCUAAUUAUUACAGUAGGACAUUAUUUGAAGAACAAUCUGAAUAUUUUGAAAUGUUAAGAUAUGUAGAAUGUUAUGCAAAUAUAUUAAAAGAUACAUGUCGAUUUGGUGUAUCUGCUGACUAUUUAAAAAAUGUAUUUGUUCAAUUAUCUGGUAUGCUUGUUUUAGCAUAUAAACCAAAUGACAUAAUGCAAAACAUGCCUUCUAUAGGAAGUAUUGAGGAUUACUAUGAUUGGGAAAAUCAAAGAAAAACUGAUAAAUAA